Messenger RNA from Sus scrofa (pig), 1200 nucleotides. NCBI's taxonomy places the organism in Eukaryota, Metazoa, Chordata, Mammalia, Artiodactyla, Suidae. The record is from RefSeq and is a predicted model, not a curated record.
CCCUGCUUUUUGCUUCCAUACUUCCUUCCGAGCAGCUCCCGCGCGCCCCCUGCCGGCGUUUCUUCCUCCGUCCGCGCGCUGCCUGCUCUAAGCCUCAACCGUCUCAGUCAGCCAACGCGGCUCUAGGUCAGCGGAGCCAUGUUCCUUCUUCUGGUCCUUCUCACCGGCCUCGGGGGACUGCACGCAGGCCUCAGUCCUCAUAAAACAUUUCUGCAUACCACAGUUCCUGAGAAGAUUUCAUCAUCUGAAGCAAUAAAAAAUCCAGAAAAUAAUGUUGCUUAUAUCAUUACAAUAGAAGGAAAACCAUAUUUUGUCCAUCUCAAAAAGCAAUUAUUUUUAUCUUCAGCUUCUGUUGUUUAUUCUUAUGACAAAAAUGACAUCCAACAUUCUCAACCUUUGUCAGCUCAGAUGGAUUGCAGUUAUCAUGGAUAUAUUGCAGGUUUUCCAAAUUCUCUCGUAUCGCUCAACACUUGUUCAGGACUCAGGGGAACAUUGCAGUUUAAAAACUUCUCAUAUGGAAUUGAACCAGUGGAGACUAUUUCAGGAUUCAUGCACAUGAUUUAUGAAGAAAAAAAUAAUAGCACUGAUAUUCCUCUGUUAUGGAACAAUGACAUUAACAGCUAUGAGAGGUUACAAUAUCAAGUCAGAAAAAGUUCAGAAAAACCUGACUAUUUCAAGUUAUUCCCCCUAUAUCUUGAUAUGUAUAUUGUUGUGGAUAAAAAUCUGUUUGAUUACAUGGGCUCUGAUAUAAAAAGCGUAACACAGAAGGUUAUUCAGAUCAUCGGCUUUGUUAACACUAUGCUUACCCAGUUAAAACUGACUGUUAGAAUAUCUGCCAUAGAUAUCUGGUCAAAUAAAAACAAAAUUUCUACUGCAGGAAGUCCUGAUUAUGUAUUAUAUAAAUUUUUGGAAUGGAAAUACAGAUUUCUCUUUCAACCUCAUCAUACUGCAUACUUACUUGCCUUCAAGAAGCAUCCUGUGUUUAUAGGAGUCACACAUCCUGGAAAAAUAUGUGAUAAGAGCGAUGCCGGAGGAGUUGCUCUGCCAAAGCCUGAGGAAAGACCAUUAGCAAUUGUUCAAAUCUUCAUCACUAUUGUUAAUUCUCCUGAAAACAUGCUGAAUAAUAUUCCAUUGUCCGAAGCAUGCCACAGUUUAUCUCUUCGCUUACUGAAGGACAUCAUGGAUGCUUGCAAGUGUUGA